Molecule: messenger RNA, 1719 nt
Organism: Chrysochloris asiatica (Cape golden mole)
Lineage: Eukaryota; Metazoa; Chordata; Mammalia; Afrosoricida; Chrysochloridae
Gene: SLC15A4
Product: solute carrier family 15 (oligopeptide transporter), member 4
Exons: 8
Coding region: 1-1719 (572 amino acids)
Biological process (GO): oligopeptide transport; histidine transport; transmembrane transport
Cellular component (GO): membrane
Molecular function (GO): L-histidine transmembrane transporter activity
Source: RefSeq, a predicted model, not a curated record
AUGGCGGGCCCGGGCGAGCGGACGCCGCUCCUGGGCGCGCGGCGGACGGCGUCGGCGUUCGCGGGCCGGCGCAUGGCGUGUGGCGCCGUGCUGCUGACGGAAUUGCUGGAGCGCGCCGCCUUCUACGGCGUCACGGCCGACCUGGUGCUGUUCCUGAACGGCGCGCCGUUCAACUGGGAGGGCGCGCAGGCCAGCCAGGCGCUGCUGCUCUUCAUGGGCGUCACCUACCUAGUGUCGCCGUUCGGCGGCUGGCUGGCCGACGCGCUGCUCGGCAAGGCGGGAGCCAUCGUGCUCAGUCUGGCGCUCUACCUGCUCGGCAUGCUGGCCUUCCCGCUGGUGGCUGCGAACACCACUCGCACUGUGCUCUGCGGGUACCUGCGCCCAACGCUCCUGCAGAACUGCUCGGAGCCCUUCCCCAAUGGCAGCGCCGCCUGCCCCGACGGCCCCACGCGUUACUGCGCGCCCGCCACCUUCGCGGGGCUGGUGGUCGUGGGCCUGGGCGUGGGCACCGUCAAGGCCAACAUCACGCCCUUCGGCGCCGACCAGGUUAAAGAUCGAGGUCCAGAAGCCACGAGAAGAUUCUUUAAUUGGUUUUAUUGGAGCAUUAACUUGGGUGCUAUCCUUUCACUGGGAGGCAUCGCCUACAUCCAGCAGAAUGUGAGCUUUAUCAUCGGCUACGCCAUCCCCACAGUGUGCAUCGGCAUGGCAUUCGUGGUCUUCCUCAGCAGCAAGAGAUUUUUCAUCAGCAAGCCUCCCGACGGCAGUGCUUUCACAGACGUGGUCAAGAUCCUGGCUUACUCCUGCUGUCCGCAGCAGAUUGGAAAACGGCCAUGCAGUGGUGAAGGCCUUGGCGUCUCAGAACAACCCUCUAAACCCAGUCUGUUUGAUUCAUGUAAGAUGUCUCAAGGAGGACCCUUCCCUGAAGAGAAAGUGCAAGACGUGAAAGCUCUUGGCAAGAUUAUCCCUGUUUUCUUGGCUCUGAUCCCCUACUGGACAGUGUAUUUCCAAAUGCAGACGACGUACGUUUUACAGAGUCUUCAUCUGAAGAUUCCAGAAAUUUCAAGUGUUGCACCCACCUCUCACACGUUCCCGGCAGCCUGGCUGACUAUGUUUGACGCCGUGCUCAUCCUCCUGCUGAUCCCGCUCAAGGACAAGCUGGUGGACCCCGUGCUGAGGAGAAACGGCCUACUCCCGUCCUCCUUGAAGAGGAUCGCCGUCGGGAUGUUCUUCGUCAUGUGCUCCGCCUUCGCUGCAGGAAUUCUGGAAAGCAAGCGGCUGGACCUUGUGAAGGAGAAAACCAUUAACCAGACCAUCGGGAACGUGGUGUACCAUGCGGCUGAUCUGCCGAUCUGGUGGCAGCUCCCUCAGUACGUGCUGAUCGGGAUCAGCGAGAUCUUCGCCAGUAUAGCAGGUCUGGAGUUUGCAUACUCAGCCGCCCCCAAGUCCAUGCAGAGUGCCAUCAUGGGUUUGUUCUUCUUCUUCUCCGGCAUCGGUUCCUUCGUGGGCUCCGGCCUCCUGGCCUUGGUGUCUGUCAGGGCCAUCGGGUGGAUGAGCAGCCACACAGACUUCGGUAACAUCAACAGCUGCUAUCUGAACUACUACUUCUUUCUUCUGGCGGCCAUUCAAGGAGUGACCCUCCUGCUUUUCCUCAUUGUGUCUGUGAGAUACGACCGUCAGCGAUCACGAGCCAACAGUGAGCCCGCCGGCAGGAGAGCCUGA